GAGUCAGAAUCCUGUGACCCCAUUUUUUUUUCUUCUUCUUCACUGGCCCUAAUCCUCUUCCGUAAAUCCGGGACAUCUCAGUGUCCCGGAUUGUUUCUUUUCUUCUUCAGGACAGACCAUGAAAAUCCGGGACAGACGGCAACACAACGCGCAACCACCAGCCGAAGAAGAAAAAGGCGGAAGUCAGCACCACAUCGCUAAGCGGAGGACGGCCAAUGGGACUUGGUCUGGUGUUGAAAAAUGUGUAAAGUCAGAAUCCUGCGGGAUCUGGUCAAGCACCGAGUAAACGUGGCCAUCGAGGAGAUAUUUGAACUGUUUGACCAAACCCUCGGGGAGUACGAGGAGGAACUUUGCCGAACUAAAGCGGAGAACGUGCGACAACGCGAACUACUGGACACUGUUCUCAACCCCCAAGUCGCAGUACACGCAAUAGAGAUCCAGCAGGUGUUGGUGCAGAGUCAAGAGGCAGCCACCCAAGAGGGCGAGCUUUCACGGCCCCCAUGCAUUAAGAAGGAAGCGUGGAGUAGUCAGGAUGGGGAGCAGCUUCAACGGCAGCAGCAGGAGGCUGAUGUCAGGGCAUUCAUGCUGCCCGUUGGCGUGCCUGUAAAGAGUGAAGAUUAUAGCCCUGAAUCUCAGCAGCUUCAUGGUGGGCAAAGUGAACAGAACAGAGAAGCUGACACUCCACUGUCAGAUAUGGACGAGGUGAUGUCACAGUCAUCCGAUACGGAGCACCCAGAGCGCGCCAAAGAAACUUUGGCAAAGAACUCCCAAGGCGAUGCAACGCAUCACACAGACAACAAACAAUUCAAGUGCUCCGAAUGCGGCAAAACGUUUACACACAAAGGAAGUUUAAAAAUCCACAUGAUCAAGCACACCGGAGAGAAACAUUUUGCUUGCUCCUGCUGCUCCAAAACCUUUUACUUGAAGCAUCACAUGAACCGACACAUGCGAAUACAUACGGGGGCGCAUCCCUACUCCUGCUCGGUUUGCGCUAAAGGAUUCCGAGAUAACUACAAGCUCAUCAACCACAUGAGGACACACGUGGCCGAGAAACCUUUUGCAUGCUCACUUUGUAUGAAACAAUUCUCCAGUCGGGAAUGUCUGGGCCUGCACGUGUCGACCCACGCAGAGGAGAACCCAAAUGCCUCCAGUAGGUCCAACCAGAGUCAGUCACAAGUAGUGAGCAACUUUGCUCCGCUUUCAGAUCCGGAUGACAAAGACGCAAUGGCUCCGUUUUCUGAUAUGGAUCGUAGCGACGACGGCGAAGAGGCGGAUAAGAAGUCCGACGACGAAAACAGUAACUUCAUCUGCUCCGAAUGCGGUAAAACCUUUGACCACAAGGGGCAUUUCAACAGACACAUGAUCACGCACACUGGGGAGAAACCUUUCGGCUGUUUGUUUUGUACCAAAAGCUUCACCCGCAAAUCUGAUCUGAAGGUGCACAUGCAAAUCAAGCACACAGGUGACAAGCCUUUCAAAUGUACUGUCUGUGCCAAAACCUUCCCCAUCAAUAGAUAUUUGAUCACGCAUAUGAGAAAGCACGACGCCCACCUCCCAUUUAGCUGCUCAGCGUGCGGGAAGGGUUUCUCUACCAAAGAAGACUUUGAAACGCACACCGCCACAGAGGCCGAAUGCGGCGGAUCGCAAGCGGACGACACGCCGCUGCACUCUUCGGAAACGGACCACAAAAAGAACUCUAAAUGUGCCCCUGCACAACACGCAGGCUUCAUCUGCUCCGAAUGCGGCAAGUCCUUCGUCCAGAAGGCCACGUUGAACCGGCACAUGCGAAUCCACACCGGGGAGAAACCUUUUGGCUGCGCCGUUUGCAGCAAACGCUUCUCCCGAAACGGAGAUUUGACCAUCCACAUGAGAACACACUCGGCAGAAAAGCCCUUCAACUGCACCCUAUGUAGCGAAUCCUUCUCCCUCAAGCACUACUUGAACGUGCACAUGAAACGACACUUUGCCGACAAGCCUUUUGCUUGCUCCGUGUGCAUCAAACACUUCAACACCAAGGCACACCUGAAGACACACAUGAAGCGACACACGGGGGAGAAACCCUUCAGCUGCGAGGUGUGCGGCCGCUGCUUCUUCUGCAAGCGUGACGUCAGGACGCACAUGAGGACGCACACGGGGGAGAAACCCUUCACCUGUCCCGUGUGCAAUAAAGGCUUCUCCACCAAGACGUACGUCUCCAUGCACAUGAGAACGCACACCGGCGAGAGACUCUUCAGCUGCGACGCCUGUCAUAAAAGAUUCACUUUUAAGACACAAGUCUACAGUCACGUGUGUACCGGAUAUAAAAACGGCAAUAACAGCACGCCGUGACUUUGAACAGCAUAGCAGACUGAAUGUUAAGUUGUUUAAUGUCUUGUUGUGUUUUGUGUUUGACUAUGGAGAAUCAUUUCUUGCCAAACCCAGACUGGCGGAAAAAAACGGUAACUAUGUCAUGACGUUAAAUGUUAGAGUGGUGGUCACUCCAACUUAUUUUGCAAGAACCACAUGGGAGACAAUUAAGUCUUUUCGGGCACCUGCAGGCGGAGAGUCCAUUCGUCACUGUGCGUACAGCAAUGAUCGAAUGACGUCUGACUCUCGCUUCCCACAAGAGCAUCUUUAUUAAGAGAAAAAGGGUGGGGGUGACAGUGGACUGAAUAAACAAGUUAAAGCUGUUGAUCUCUAGAUUAGCAGAGCAGGGAAUGUUUUACGACAUUGUGUAGGAUGGGACAAGCUAAGUUAUUUAUUACCGGUUACAUACCAACAUAAGCAUAAAACUAAUCUACCUAGGUUAUUUAUUACCGGUUACAUACAUUCCAACAUAAUCAUAGAUCAAGAUAGUUUGGAAAACCCUGACAUUAAAACACGUUUUUUAUUAUGCUCGCAUCCUCGAUCUACUUUAAGAAUUUGAAAAAAAAUACAGUUGUGUUUGAUAAUGAUCACAUUUUGCAUGUGUUUUUACAUAAUAUUCAGGUUUAAAAUGAUAGGUUUCAUGGCUUAACGUCAUUAUGUUAAGACGUGGAAUGUCUGUUGAAACAUAACUAAUGUAAUAACGUGAUAUGGAACUUUUUUGUUUCUGGUAUGUCACCAAUACGCAUGCUUAGCGAAACAAUCUAACUCAAUUUACAAUUUAAAACAACGUCAGGAUCGAUCAAGCACUAUAUGUCAAAACACUACAAUAAACAUCAAAUUUAAAAACUA
Molecule: messenger RNA, 3195 nt
Organism: Syngnathus typhle (broad-nosed pipefish)
Lineage: Eukaryota; Metazoa; Chordata; Actinopteri; Syngnathiformes; Syngnathidae
Product: gastrula zinc finger protein XlCGF57.1-like
Exons: 2
Coding region: 241-2328 (695 amino acids)
Source: RefSeq, a predicted model, not a curated record